Messenger RNA from Thermothielavioides terrestris NRRL 8126, 828 nucleotides. RefSeq lists its product as uncharacterized. Lineage: Eukaryota; Fungi; Ascomycota; Sordariomycetes; Sordariales; Chaetomiaceae. The transcript has 4 exons. The record is from RefSeq and is a predicted model, not a curated record. The coding region runs from base 1 to 828 and encodes 275 amino acids.
AUGCAUCCCUCCGAGCUCCUUGCCGUGGCCCUCCUCGCGGGCUCCGCCUCCGCCCACGGUGUCGUCACCCUCAUCAAGGGUGCCAACGGCGUUGACAUGCCCGGUCUCUCCGUGGCCGACGGCACCCCGCGCGACUGCGCCACCCCGAUCUGCGGCGCCGAGGCCGACACGUCCAUCAUCCGCGACCGCGAGAUCAGCAGCGGCAAGGCGAGCCCGCUCGGCCGCACCCAGGGCGGCGGGCCCGUCGACCCCGCCAAGAUCGUCUCCAUCUUCAUGGGCAACGCCAGCGCCGCCGCGCGCCGCGACAACACCGCCGCCGGCGGCAGCGCCGCGCUCGACGCCCGGUUCGAGGACGGCGACGAGGAGGAGGAGGAAGGCGGUAGCACCGGCAAGGAGACGAAUGUUGCUGCCACCGCGGGCAAGGGCGCUAGCUCGGGCCUGCCUACCUGCGCGGAUGACGGGACGAUCACGAUGGUGUUCCAUCAGGACGGCGCUGGCCCGCUGGAGGCGGCGGUGGACGGCACCUCGGGCGGCACGGACGCGUCGGCGUUCCAGACGGCCAAGGUCACGCAGGACGUCCCCGGCUCCGGCGUCGCCGGCUUGAGUCUGGCGACCACCACCGACUUCCCCCUCAAGGUGCAGAUGCCCGCUGGCAUGACGUGCGACGGGACUGUUGCCGGCGUCAACAACGUCUGCAUCGUGCGGGUGCGCAACAACGCCCUGGCUGGCCCGUUCGGUGGCAGUGCUGCCUUCACGCAGAGCGCUGCUGCCCGCAAGCGCGCGAUUGAGUACCGGAUGAGAAAGAGGGCUCAGGUGUUCACCGCCUGA